This is a messenger RNA of Molossus molossus (Pallas's mastiff bat), 1160 nucleotides long. RefSeq names its product DNA damage regulated autophagy modulator 1 (gene DRAM1). NCBI's taxonomy places the organism in Eukaryota, Metazoa, Chordata, Mammalia, Chiroptera, Molossidae. Gene Ontology annotation, cellular component: lysosome. The record is from RefSeq and is a predicted model, not a curated record. Gene Ontology annotation, biological process: regulation of autophagy. The transcript is spliced from 7 exons. Bases 1 to 717 code for a protein of 238 amino acids.
AUGCCCUUCUUCCUGAAGGGAAUGGCCUUCGUCCCCUUCCUCCUGGUGACCUGGUCGUCCAGCGCCUUCAUCAUCUCCUACGUGGUCGCUGUGCUCUCCGGGCACGUCAACCCCUUCCUCCCCUACAUCAGUGAUACGGGAACCACACCUCCAGAGAGUGGUAUUUUUGGAUUUAUGAUAAACUUCUCUGCAUUUCUUGGUGCAGCCACAAUGUACACAAGAUACAAAAUAGUGGAAAAGCAGAACCAAACCAGCUAUUUCGGCACUCCUGUUUUAAACUUGGUGUCCCUGGUUCUGGGGUUGGUGGGGUGUAUCGGAAUGGGCAUCGUCGCCAAUUUUCAGGAGCUGGCUGUCCCCGUGGUCCACGAUGGCGGCGCGCUUCUGGCUUUUGUCUGCGGGGUGGCAUACACGUUCCUGCAGUCCAUCAUCUCUUACAAAUCGUGCCCCCAGUGGAACAGCCUCCCCACGUGCCGCACGCGGAUAACCAUCUCUCUCAUUUCCUGCGCCGCUGUCGUGCCCAUGAUUGCCUGUGCUUCACUAAUUUCCAUAACCAAGCUGGAGUGGAAUCCACAAGAAAAGGAUUAUGCAUAUCACGUGGUGAGUGCGACCUGUGAGUGGACAGUGGCGUUUGGUUUUAUUUUCUACUUCCUAACAUUCAUCCAUGAGUUCCAGAGCGUCACCCUGCGGAUAUCCACAGAACUCAAUAAUGACAUUUGAAGGAAGAAGAAUGGUAGCUUACUCACUGACAGUCACAGUUUGCAGAAGUGGCGCGGACAGGGUGUGAACGCCACCCGACGGCAGGCGCCCGUGGCGCGCCCGGGACUUGAAUGUCACUAAGCAUUCCCAAUAGUUGUACUGUUUCCAAAGGUAUGUUUUCCUAGAGAAUGCAGAGCGUUAAUGACAUAGCAAUGUUUUAAUACUUUUCUAAACUGACACUUUUUUAUAUUCACAAAUUCAUUACCCGAAAGACAAGGUGUUACGGGAAAUGGAGAGCUCUUAUUUUUGUACAGAUUCUGUUUCGUAGUGUCUUUGUGUGUGAGUGAUUUCUGGAAAUACACUAAAUGAGGAAUUCAUUAACAAGUAAAAUCAGGAUAUUUUGAGAAUGAACUGUAUAAUUUUGUAUCGUGAGGGCAUUUGUACAAUUCAGCGUUUGGUGAUCA